GUUAUAUGAAAACUUGAAAGGGAAGAGAAAAAACAAAAGCCCAAUUUCAAGUCACUCCCAAACCAUGAAAUCCUCUCGUAGAUGCGGCUUCUUAUCCACUACCUCGUCUUCCGUCACCUACACUUUUCAUAAUCACCAUUCUAUCCUUCUACCCGAAGAACAAACCCACACAAUCCCAAUCGAGUCCUCCACCGAACACCCCAUCCCAAUCACCGUCCAUCUCCCUCAACAAUCACAAAACGAGGCCGCUGCAACCAAGAUCCAAUCUAGCUACCGGGCACACCUAAUUCGGACCCUCUACAAGAUUAUCUCAACCGUCAAUUUGGAGGCUAACCAUCUGCAGCACCUACUCCAGAUGCAGGAGACAGUGGACGCCGUUCGGAGCAGUGAGAGGGAGAGGCUGAGAAUGAACGAGUCGUUGAUGGCGCUGUUACUAAGGCUGGAUUCGGUCCGCGGGAUUGAUCCGACGGUUAGGGAGGCGAGGAGGAAAGUGAGCCGUCGGAUCGUAGGGAUGCAGGAAAUUCUGGACGCGGUGGUUGAAGCGAAGGUCGGCAGCGGCGAUGACGUCGUGGAUUAUGGGGCGUGGGGCCCACCUGGAAAUGGGGGAUUGUGGAGGGACUGGGAUGUGGUGGUGGCAGAGAUGGAGGAGGAGUUAUGUAGGGAGAGAGGAGGGGAGGAAAUGGAGAGGUUCUGUGCUCAGUAUUUGGGGUUUCGGUGCUUGCAAAGGUUUCUGCGUGAUCCCUGAAGUAAUAAUGCUGGUCAUGUCACGAUGCUCGUCAGGACGGGGUUUACACGCUCGGAAUUUUUCAUGUGGGACGGGAUCUAAUAGAAGCAUAUUUCAGAUGAGUUUCCUUGUAAAACAAGAAGUAAUUUAAUUUUCAAUUAUGCUUGGUGGAAAGAAAUAUAAGUAGAGCAGUUAGAAUAGUUGAAUAUUAUCAUGACAGGAAGUUGAAUAUGUUGACCUUUUAUCUUUCCAAA
Tripterygium wilfordii is the source of this 978-nucleotide messenger RNA. RefSeq names its product BAG family molecular chaperone regulator 5, mitochondrial. The transcript is spliced from 2 exons. Lineage: Eukaryota; Viridiplantae; Streptophyta; Magnoliopsida; Celastrales; Celastraceae. The record is from RefSeq and is a predicted model, not a curated record. The coding region runs from base 65 to 745 and encodes 226 amino acids. Gene Ontology annotation, cellular component: plasmodesma. Gene Ontology annotation, molecular function: protein-folding chaperone binding. Gene Ontology annotation, biological process: protein folding.